AUGUCAUUGCCUUAUUUAAUAGAUGAUUGUGUUUAUGAUAUUUUACAAUACCUUCAAAAUGAUGGAACAACUUUAUUUAACUGUUUAUUAGUUAAUAGAUUUUGGUGUAAAACGGCAAUUCCUUUACUUUAUACAAAUCCUUUUGUAAUAAUAUCCAAAAAAAAAUACAUGAUAAUCUCAACCAUAAUUUUAUGUUUUAAUAAAGAAGAAAUUUUACAAUUAAAGAAUCAAUUAGGAAUAAAUCAAAUUAAUAAUAAUAAUAAUAAUAUUGAUUAUGAAGAACAUAAACCAUUAUUUGAAUAUUUAAAAUAUUUAGAAGAUUACAAUCACUCUAAAAUAAAGUCUUUUAUUAUUAUGUUUAUAAAUUAUAAUUUAGGUUUAUCGAUAUUUACAGAUAAAAUGUAUGAAGAUAUUAUUCCAAUAUUUCAUCAAUCAAUUUUACGUCAAAGUAGAAAUAUUAAACAAUUAGAUAUUUCAUUACAUUUAUUUUAUAAACAAGGUUUUAAAAAUUUUAAUGUUCAAAACUUUAUUUCAAAUUUAACAAAAUUAAAAUCAUUAAGUUUAUCAUUAGAUGAUAUCAUUAAUAAUGAAAUUAAACAAGAAUUUUUAGGAAAUAUAACUAAUAAUAGUUUAAAUUUGAGUAAAUUGAUAAUUAAGCUUACUCAAACUCGAGGGUCAGUCAAUUCCAAAAAUACUAUAUGGGAAAAUCUUUACAAAAUUAUUCAAGGGAAAAACAAACUUAAAAUAUUUAAGAUAUGGAAUUGUUAUUCUUUAUUAAAUAAUAUUAUUUUAUCCUUAGAAUUUCAAAAGCAUUCUUUAGUUCAUAUUGAAUUUAUAAGAUCAAACUUUAUUAACGUUAAUUUAAAAAGGUUUAAUAAUUUAUAUAAUUUAGAAUAUUUAAUAUUUAAAUCUUGUGAAGGUAUAUUAUUAAAUCAAUGUGAGAUUUUAAAUUUUGCUUCAUUUAAGCUCAAGGAAUUAUCAUUUAUACGUAAUAGAUGGAAUGAUGAUGUCACAUCUUUAAUGAUCAAAUAUCUAGGAGAAUCAUUACAAAGAUUAUUAAUUGAAAAUCCUACAAUUCAACUUAUUGAAAAUAUAUCAAUGUAUUGUUCAAAUCUUAUUUUUUUAGAAAUAAGAAUUUAUUUAUAUAUUGAUUUAUCAGUAUUAGAAUUUUUAAAAAAUUUAAGAAUAAGAAUAUUAAAUAUUAAUAUUUCUUAUAAUAUUGAUAAAUUUUUUAUAAAUUUAGCAAAUAAUAUACCUAUUAAUAUUAAUAAAAUUACUUUUACUAUUCGUCUUCGUGAAUCAAUCAAUUUUUUAAAACUUGAGGAAUUUUUAGAAAAUUGUCAUAAUAAUUUUGAAAUAAUUAAUUUAAAACAUAUUAUUGAAUUUAAAUUACUUAAAAUUAUUUUAAAUUAUAUUGAAAAAAGUAAUAAUAGUUUAAAAAUUCUUGGUGUGAUGAAAUUGAAUAAAAAAUUGAAUGAUGAGGAAUUAAAAUUAUUAAAUAGGAUUAAAGAUAAAGGAGUUGAAAUAAUGGAAUUUAAUAGUAUUCAUGAUGUUCAUAAGAUGUAUAAUAUUAGUAUUUAA
Molecule: messenger RNA, 1581 nt
Organism: Rhizophagus irregularis DAOM 181602=DAOM 197198
Lineage: Eukaryota; Fungi; Glomeromycota; Glomeromycetes; Glomerales; Glomeraceae
Source: RefSeq, a predicted model, not a curated record